AGGCACUAGUAAUUGCAGUGUGCAGACCAGUUCUCAUCUCUCUCUCUCUCUCUCUCAUAAAAAAGAUUUCGAUUUUCUCUGUUUUUCUGAAAGCUCUCUCUCUCAAGUGUUUUAUCGAACAGGUCGUGUACUAGACAAAAUUUCCAAAAUUUUUUGACCCCCGGUGACUCUUGCCGGCAAGUCACCGGUAAAAAUCUAAAUUAACCGCCGGUGAAACCAUUAGUGUGUAUGUAUAAAGAAAGAGAGGACGCUCCAAAACGGGUGCUUUUUCUUCCCCUUUUUGGGUUUUGUCCACAGUUUCUGUGUAAAAGGGGAAUAAGAUGGUGGGGCACCGCCGUUUCCACCGUUUGAUGGAUCGAGGACGAACACGGCUCCAAAGGGGUGUUAUUUGGUGCUGCUGAGGAUACGAGGGGGAUAGAGAGAUACAUAAAGGGAGUUAAAUAGAUUGGAAUAUUCGUAUUUGAUAUACUGAUAGAUAGUGUUAGAUGGGGAAAGUGGUGUUGGGGAUGGCGGCGGGCCUGGCAGUGGUAGCUUGUGCGGUGGCGACGGUGAUGGUGGGGAAGAGGGUUCGGAGCAGGAAGAAGUGGAGGAGAGUGGUGAGAGUGUUGAGGGACUUGGAGGAGGCGUGUGAGACUACAGUGGGGAGGCUGAGGCAGGUGGUCGAUGCCAUGGCUGUGGAGAUGCACGCUGGUUUAGCCUCCGAGGGAGGCUCCAAGCUCAAAAUGUUGCUCACUUUUGUCGAUAAUCUCCCUACUGGAUGUGAGAAGGGAACUUAUUAUGCUCUAGACCUCGGAGGUACCAAUUUAAGAGUCUUGCGAGUUCAGUUAGGAGGUGAAAGGUCACCUAAUCUUGAUCAAGAUGUGGAGUCACAACCCAUUCCCGAACAUCUGAAGAAUGGGACAAUGGAGGAUCUCUUUGAUUUUAUAGCUUCAUCAUUACAGCAAUUCAGUGAAAGGAAAGAAAAUGGUUCUGGACAGUCUCAACUCAUGAGAGAGCUUGGAUUUACAUUCUCAUUUCCCAUGAAACAAACAUCUGUUUCAUCAGGCAUUCUAAUCAAAUGGACAAAAGGGUUUGCAAUUGAAAACAUGGUUGGAAGAGAGAUAGCUGGUUGUUUACAACAAGCACUGACUAGGAGAGGUUUAAAUAUGCGGGUUGCUGCCUUGGUGAAUGAUUCUGUUGGAACAUUAGCUCUUGGACAUUAUCAUGAUGCAGACACUGUUGCUGCAGUGAUACUUGGAACAGGUACUAAUGCCUGCUAUUUGGAGAGGACAGAUGCUAUAAUAAAGAGUCAAGGACUUCUUACAACCUCUGGAGGCAUGGUUGUCAACAUGGAAUGGGGAAGUUUUUGGUCAUCUCAUUUGCCGAGAACAUCAUAUGAUAUUGAAUUGGAUGCUGAUAGUCGAAAUCCAAAUGAUCAGGGGUUUGAGAAAAUGAUAUCAGGCAUGUAUCUGGGUGACAUUGUUAGAAGAGUGAUCCUCAAGAUUUCACAGGAGACAGAUGUUUUUGGGCCUGUUUCUUCCAAGUUAUUGACGCCCUUCACCUUGUGGGCAGAUUCAGUGGCUGCAAUGCAUGAGGAUGACUCUCCUGAAUUGACUGAAGUAGCAAGAAUAUUGAAACGUGAUCUUGAGAUUCAAGAUGUUUCCUUGAAGGUACGUAAGCUUGUUCUAAGAAUAUGUGACGUGGUAACGCGUAGAGCUGCCAGACUGGUAGCUGCUGGUAUUGUUGGGAUUUUGAAAAAGAUUGGCCGUGAUGGGAGUGGUGGCUCAACUGGUGGCAGAAGUAGAAGCGAUGCUAAUAUCAGGAGAACAGUUGUGGCAAUUGAAGGGAGUUUGUAUACAGGUUAUGCAAUGUUUAGAGAGUAUUUGCACGAAGCAUUGACUGAAAUAUUGGGAGAAGACAUGGCUCAACAUGUUGUUCUAAGACCUGUAGAAGAUGGACCUGGCAUCGGAGCAGCUCUCCUAGCUGCCUCACAGUCAACGCAAACUGUGGAUAGCGUACAGCAGCCAUAAUCAUAUAUAUAAUUUAUUUAUAUAUAUAUACACAUAGCCCCUGUACAUGUAGAAUUCAUUUCCAUAUCUUUUAAUAUAUAAGAAAAGGGUUUGUUCUUUACAUGCCCCCAAGUGUAUCAUCAUCCUUCAUUUUUUACCUCCAAGAAAGGUCAUUGUAUAUUUGAUGCUGGCAAUGUGAAAAUGAUGUCUUUUUGUCUCAGAAAUGAGAAUGGUAUUCUUUAUAAUACCCUUGAACAUCAUGUAUUUGCACAACUUUUGUCUGAAAUGAAAGGCGAUGUCGCAU
This is a messenger RNA of Rubroshorea leprosula, 2292 nucleotides long. NCBI's taxonomy places the organism in Eukaryota, Viridiplantae, Streptophyta, Magnoliopsida, Malvales, Dipterocarpaceae. The record is from the annotation of a GenBank genome assembly.